This is a messenger RNA of Uloborus diversus, 3275 nucleotides long. Its product is annotated as fragile X messenger ribonucleoprotein 1 homolog. Gene Ontology annotation, cellular component: axon; membrane; neuronal ribonucleoprotein granule. The transcript has 13 exons. Gene Ontology annotation, molecular function: protein homodimerization activity; mRNA 3'-UTR binding; translation regulator activity. Bases 204 to 1823 code for a protein of 539 amino acids. Lineage: Eukaryota; Metazoa; Arthropoda; Arachnida; Araneae; Uloboridae. The record is from RefSeq and is a predicted model, not a curated record. Gene Ontology annotation, biological process: regulation of dendrite morphogenesis; regulation of dendritic spine development; regulation of modification of synaptic structure.
ACGCAUAGUUCUUUUGCAUUGUAAAGUACAGAUAAUUUUACUCAUUAUUUCUUUAGUUUUGUGCUAAUUAGAUCUCAAAAUAAAAUGUCUCGUAUUAUUAUUUUUUAAAUAUAGUCUUAUGAUUCAUUUUGUAAUGCCGGCAAAAGACCGGAAACUUUAAGGUUUCUCAUAGACAGCCCCCCUUAAUUGUGUUCUGCUGCAAAAUGGAGGACCUCGCUGUGGAAGUGUGCGGCGAGAAUGGCGCUUACUAUAAGGCUUUUAUUACUGAUGUUCAUGAAGAUGAAGUUACUGUAGCAUUUGAAAAUGAUUGGCAGCCUGAAAGCAAGUUUCCUUUUCAAAGGGUUAGGUUACCUCCUGCACCACCUAAAGAUGACAAGCCUAUUAGUAUGACGGAAGGUCAAGAAGUUGAGGUUUUUUCUCGAGCAAAUGAACAGGAAGCGUGUGGAUGGUGGCGUGCUGUGGUAAAAAUGACCAAAGGAGAUUUCCAUGUGGUGGAAUAUUUAGGCUGGGAAACAACAUAUACAGAAAUUGUGCCUAGUGACAGGUUACGUCUAAAAAAUACUAAUCAACCCAUCACAAAAGGAACAUUUCAUCAGUUUGAGAUUCCCGUACCUGAAGAUGUGCAAGAAUAUGCCAAGGUUGAUUCAGCACAUAAAGAGUUUAAGAAAGCAAUUGGUGCUGCAGUAUGUAGGUACAACCCAGAGAAGAAAACUCUCUUAUUCAUAGUUUCUCUUUCCUCCCAGGGCAAGCAAGAUGGCUUGAAGAAAAGAGCAACUAUGCUCAGUGAAAUGCAUUUUCGAAAUCUACGUCAAAAAGUAGUUCUAUUAAACAGGACAGAAGAAGCAGCCCGUCAGUUAGAGAGCACACGCCUUCAUUCUAAUUCUGGUUAUGGUGAAGAAUUCACGGUACGGGAAGAUCUAAUGGGUUUAGCAAUUGGUGCCCAUGGCGCCAAUAUCCAGAAUGCAAGGAAACUUGAUGGUAUCACAGGAAUCGAUUUAGAGGAAUGCAGCUGUACUUUUAAGAUAUUUGGAGAGUCUCAAGAGGCAGUCAAAAAAGCUAGGAGUAUGUUAGAGUAUGCAGAAGAAUCUGUUCAAGUGCCUCGAAUGUUAGUUGGUAAAGUAAUUGGAAAAAAUGGAAGAAUAAUCCAAGAAAUUGUUGAUAAGUCUGGUGUAGUUAGAGUUAAAAUUGAAGGAGAUAACGAUACUCCUAGGGAAGAGGAGGGCCGAGGUCCACCGCAGCAUAGAACAGGUAAAGGAACUUUGGAUAUGCAAGUUCAUAGGAAAUCUACAUCUCAUUCCAGCAUGACUGACAGAACGUCUAGCCAUUUGGUGGAAGGCACUGUUACAGAAAGAACGUUCAGCGUUCCUUUUGUGUUUGUUGGAACGAUAGAAAGUAUAACAAAUGCCAAAAUCUUACUGGAAUAUCAUCUGGCACAUUUGAAGGAAGUGGAGAAGCUAAGGCAAGAGAAGCUGGAGAUCGACCAGCAGCUAAGGAGCCAGGUCGGAUCAGUGCAGAACUUCCCCCUGCCCCGGCGUCCAGGCCCAGAAAGGAACUACAACUCGGAGGGGGACUCUGGGAGGGGCCGAGGAGGUGGCCCCCUGAGGGGGAGGGGCAGGGGCGGCGGCCCGGGCCCCGUGCGGCGGUGGGCGGGGGACUCCCGCUACAACAACAACACCAGCAACCACCCCGCCACGCUGAGCGACUACAUCGGCAGUGCGGACAAGAGGGGAGGACACAACUCGUACCCCAGGGGCGGGGUCAGUCGAGGAAGGGAGAGGGGAGGCGGAGAGAACAGCUCCCGGGGCCUCCCCAACCGGAAAUGACCGCCUCGCUAGCACCAACAGAAGUUAUUACGACUCUGAUGUAUACCUUACCUUUGAAAACGCGACAGCAUCUCCAAAUAGUGCUGUUGUCAUUUUGACUCGGACUAACCUAAGUUUCACUGUUGUUGACCAGAUGUUCUUAAAAUACAUAAUGCCGAUGAUUGAUUUGUCAUGAGAAAUCCCACUCACUUAUGUCCAUACCUCCUGAUAUGUCUCUUCAAGAUCUGCGAUAUGAGAAGUGUAUGAUCACUUUUCAAUUAGAGCUCGAGCUCCCUUUACAGCAGCGGGCAGUAGUUUACGAAAGGGUGCACUCCGCGCCCUUGGCCGAGAGACGAUUCCGUUACUGAUGCAUUAGACUAUUGCCUUGUUUCGAUCUUUUUUUUAAAAAUCAAGUCCCCUCGAUUUUGAGCAUCGAAAAACAGCCACGUUCGUAGCCGAAAGACAUUCAAAAUAAUAACAAUAAUUAAGCAUUUUGACUCAUUCACUUCUGUUUGGUGAUAGCAAUAAUCAGCCAUUUUCUGUUUUUACUCUUUUUGUAUAGUUGUAAACAUUGAAUUUUUCAUCAUUAUAAAUUUAGUCUAGUAUGAGUUUUAGCAAUAUUCGAAAUUCCAACUCUGAAAAAAAAAAUUCUGCAGUUUUUUCUAAUUGAUGAUGAGUAUAUUUUGGCUAUCUUAGAUGAUGAAGCCUUAUUGCAGUGCACUGUUGAUGAGUGUGGGAAGUUUGCAUUCAAACUAAUUUUGUUUUUUAUGCUUUUGUGUAGUUGUCAUGAAAGCAUCUCUUCAAUACUAAAUCAUUGAGGUUCGAUUUUCGUUUGUGCCGGAAACAAAGCCUGUAAAUAUCGGCUUUUGGCUUUGUAGAGGGAAACCUUUCGUGUAGGAAAUGUUCGGUUCUUUAUGUUGUAUGUUUUUCCUAAACUAAGUUGGCAGAGAUAGUCCUUGAACAUGACAUCUUUCCAGUUUACAGUGCGAAGCAUGUUAACUUGCAUCAGUAAUGCACCACCAGUAUUCAUUCAUUCUAAAAAGGCCUCGGAUCAUUCAAAGAUCCACUAUGCAAGACAGAGGCCUUUGCGAGUGUAUCGAACGAUACUCCAAAGAUUGCGACCCAAACCGAAUCAGAGCAUAAAUGGUAUGGAAGAUCCAGUGAGAGUACCACUUAUUCUGCAACACUGCGUCCUGGACUUAGUCGACCACUCAACAUAAAGCAAGUUUUCCCUGUCCCGAAAGUGUCAUGUUAUACAGGAACUGUGAUAUCCUCGAUGGUGGGAUAAUUAAGACACCCUCUUUGCAAAGGGAGUCUAGCAUAGCAUUAAGAAACGAAGUUCUGUGUACAAAAAAGAAGAUAGUCAGGAACACAGGACUCCAACUUGUGAGUUAGGGUGACUGAUGUCUUCUCAUUUCUACAUUGUUUGCUUUUAUAUUGAAAAAAAAGUAAUGUUCCUCAGGUUGUAAUAAA